Molecule: messenger RNA, 2245 nt
Organism: Gamsiella multidivaricata
Lineage: Eukaryota; Fungi; Mortierellomycota; Mortierellomycetes; Mortierellales; Mortierellaceae
Exons: 1
Coding region: 30-2219 (729 amino acids)
Source: RefSeq, a predicted model, not a curated record
CUUCCUUAGACCGGACCCCACCACUUACCAUGAUAUCCUCUGUCGCCAGGAUACAGGCCCUGCAGGAACUCGCAUCUCAACGACAGAAGCACACGCCUCAAAACUUCCCUUCCCUCUUCCACCUCACUAUUCAGACAUGCAUCUCUCAUCUCCAGAUCUUUGCCACCUUGGAAGGUCUGCCCUUCCAUCCCUUCGGUCAAGCCCUCUAUGCAGAAUUCACUCACAGAUCGACCCAGUGGCGUCUUACAACAGAACAGCGACAAGCAGGGAUCAUUCUCUUUGCGGAGGCCUACGGAGCUGAGUUUUUGGGACCCGAAUACACUGGACUUCGAUGCUCGCUCGUAAAGGAUAUCCCAUACCUGGGGUCGUUUGCGUACUGUCUCGUUUAUUUAGAUCUGUCUGGAGGGAUUGGUACUGGUGGCGGUGGUGGCGAUGAUCCGGAUUCAAUUGGAUUCAUUGACAAGGAUAUGGCAGGGUUAUCUGCAUUAUCACAGCUUCGGUUCCUGAAUCUUGCGCAGUUGAGGAUCAGCGAUACAGGAUUGAGCCACUUGGUUCGCAGUGUUACGUUUGGAUCAUCAGGCCCUGCAAAACUGGAAUACCUUAAUCUCUCAGGCACGGACGUGACGGAUAUAGGUCUCGCCAGGAUCUUUGGUCGACAAGAGCAACAGCAUCAGCAGAAACAACCGGUAUUCAAGCGACUGUUGGGAAUCGACCUGACAAAUUCGAAAGUCCAUGAGGAGGUCGCGGAGUCUUUCUUUCAGGGAUAUCAUUCAGCACCGUGGAGGCGGUUGCCGAGCCAAACAAUUCUAUUCCCUGAGCUGACCACGAGUGAGCGAAAUAAGACUGUAAAGGACAAUGGGACCAGCUAUUAUAAUGAGCAAGGAUCGGACAUUAACCCGAUGCAGAGAUGGGUCGAUCGACUGAAUCGGAUUUACAAUUUGUCGUUCGCGCAGCGGCCGGAUUUUGCAAAGGAAGACGGAGUAGGGCUAUCGGAAUGUCUAGCUCUUGCAAAACUAGGGCAAAUCUAUCUUCACCCUCUAUCUGAUCCGGUACCACAACACCAACUUGAAUAUCAGCGUCGCGGAGAGGAGUUUAAGAUGAACGCUCUGAUGAGACGCAUGUGCUCCAAGAGGAACCGCCGGUAUGUUCAGGAAUUGGAGGGGGUCAUGAAGGCGAUGAAGAAGGAGAAGGCACCCGCACAACAGACAGAACUGGACCAUAUGUUCAACUUAAACACGUACCAAAAGAUUUUGAAUGCCAUACGGUCGACAUUUGGCACGCUUUAUCGGCCCAGAUCCUCUAAAAAGGGGACAACCGGAGCGAAGGGACGCCUAGCAUUUGUUCGGAGCAGGAGCGAUGUGGAAAUGGUGCUGGAUAACAUAGGUGAGGACGAAAUUACUCCAUCGCGGACGGUCCAGGACACCCGAGCGCUGACACUGGAGAAGAAUUCCGAUGGAGUAGUGAAGGCGAAAAUUAAGAGCCGAUACGAUCGACCAACUGCACCCAGUAUUCCUAAACUGCCUACGCUACCAACUGACAGUGCUCCGCCGCCUAAGCAACGAUACAACAAUUCUCCAGAGUCGCCAUUCACGUCUUCAAGUCCGUUUUUGAAGAAAGCAAAAGUACCGACAUUACCUUUUAUCAAGCUGGAACCUAUCGAAAUCUCUGACAACCGCCUUUCUGGCCGAGGGCGCGGAGCAAACUCUUUCGUGGUGCAGCAUCAACCCUUUGUCAAGCCUGCAUUGGAACAAACAUCCCGCAACAUCUUCAUGACCACUCAACCCGCCAAAGUCGAGGAGCAGCAACCUACAAUGCCACCAAAAACGUCUGCUAAAGCUCUUACACGUGGACGUCAGACCUCGUCAGCAAGUAUGAUGGAGAGCUGGGUCAUGCACCCCAAGUCGACUACCUCUACCCCCUCAAAGAUCUCAUCUUUCUCAGGGAAGAAACGCACUUUAUCAGACACCAGGACUAACAGCGGCAGUCAACAACAAAACAUUAUACGGGACUUUCGACCCAAGGAAGAAAACCAGGACACUGUCAACCUAGAUCGAUGGAUUCGAUCAGGAUCUGUCGUUCGCGGUGGAAAGAACAUGUCGGAGAACAGCAACCGUGGAGGAGACGGGCCACCGCGUAAAGUGAUUCGGUUUGAUUCAAAGGACGAGUUAUUUGCAGACAAGAACGACUUGCAUUCCACAGAUGAGUUUCAGGAUACAUAAUAAAAAUGACCUUGGCUCCUUUCAAC